CCUCCCCCUAAUAGCGAUAGUACCACUAAUGAGAGGAUAAAUAAAGUUGUUUAUUGAUUUGGAAAGCUCUGAUGCAAGCGCAGUGGGAAGCCGCACAGGCCGGCCUACGUGUCUUCUUGGAGGAAGAUGGCGACUAUGUACACUUCCUGGAAUGUGUUGAGAAGGAUCUGGCGCGAAAGCUUCGCUUUGAAUGUCGUUCGCGAGGCGGAUCUCUCGUGAAUAGCGUCGCCUUCGACCGGUUCUUGGAGGCUGUAGCGCAGCUCCGUCACAUCCAUACAUUUUUCCAGGCAAAACUAAAGCCGGUGUUGGAGCUUUCAGCGCGUGGAGCCCUCAAUUUAAUCGAUAUGAGGUGCAGCAGCUUCGUGGAGAUUUUGGCGGAUAUGCUGGGCCUCCUUCGCGUCCAGUACGGACAACUUCAUUGCCGAAAGGAAGCCACCCAAGCCACACUGGACGCAGUACUAUCGAAACAAGUAAAAGCCUGGGACGGGGAGGUGCUGGGGAAUUAUCUGGGGAAGCAGCAGAUAACUGCUGACAAGCUGCUGGAUCGACCAUUGAAGCGGUUUGAUGAGCUGGUGGAGUUCGUUGAAGCGCUGAGCAAGACUCUGUCCGAAGAUGGAGCUAUUAGCAACGACAGUGAUGCAGGCACGGAAGAAAAACUCAACUACGCUCCGCAACUGAUGCAUAUUGUCCAGGAAAGCAAGCACUACAUUCACCUCGUCAAGGCCGAUGCGCGCGAGGAGAAAGAACAAAUUGCGCUUCAAACUUGUUUUCAGGGAGACGGAGCUGAGGCCUUCCGCGAUUUGUCCGACAAUAAGCUGCUUCUUCACGGAGAAGUGUUCUUUUCGCAAAGCGAUCGUAGUGAAGCUGGAUCAGAGACUGCUGGUUCGUUUACUCAGCCAGAUAUGACCUACAUCCAUUGCUUUCAAGACGGAACUUUAGUUUGCAGCAAGCGACAGGACUCUGAGUCACGGUCUUCGUUCUCGAUCUUGCGUUGUCUACAUCUCAAGCAGGAUGCGGCCUUUUUGGAAUCCAUUCCGGCCAGUGUACCAAUGCUCGGACCAACAGAAGAAGCGUGUGCUUUGGCACUGAUUUUGCUAGACACAACACUCGUAUUUUCCUGGAGAGACGCAUCGGAGUGUCAGCGAUGGUCUGAUACUAUUGGAGGCUUCUUGGAAAUGAAUGGAUCACGGGCUGACUAUCUUCACCAACACAGAGCAAUCGGUGACCUUCCUGUUCUUGAGGAGGUUAAAGCGCAGCUUGUAGAAACGGAGACAAUCCCGACCAAAUUUGCAUCGUUUUAUGACGAUCAUCUUCCUGGAGUCUUCUGGAUGACAGCUGAUGGCGCCUCGGAGCCAAGCAAGUCUGGUUGGAAAUUGGUUGAAAUUGUCUUUUUUGCUAGAUGGCUUCUAGUUUUCAAGCUCGAUGGCUGGAAAGGACAUUCAGCUUUAUGCCAAUUUAACACUCGUGCACCCGAAAUGGAGAUUGGUGAGCAGCCACGAGGAGAGAAAGAGUGGAGUUUGGUGAUUUCGAAUGGAUCUGCAUGCAGCCUAACACUUGUAUCCAAGAAAAGAACUAGAAUUGACUUCUGGUUUGAUCAAGUGUGGAGGGCCAUCGAGAAUGCCCAGGUUGCAGCUAGACGAUGUGAAAGAGAAAAGAGGGAAAGACAAAAGAUGGAAGAGGAGGAAGCUUACAUGCGUCAUGACAGAAAGAAGCGAGGUGAACUAGCUGGGAAGAAGCGAAGGCUUGUGGUCUUGUCUGGCAGGAAAGAGAGUGCCAUUGACGAGAAGCAAAACUCCUUCUCUGAUUCAAGUCCAGCGGGCUCUAAUGGCUCCAAGCCUGAUGAUAAGACGGACGAAGAGUGUGGCGAGCAGGAUAAAAGCACUUCAACGAUCACUGUGGAAGAGGAGUCUACUGCAGCUCCCCCAGCUAAGAAGAAGUCCCGGCGAUUGUCCGACAAGUCGAAGCAAACUUUGACGGCAGCUUCUGCCGAAGAGAGCGUCAAUUUUGAUUCCAUCGCCUCGCCAGCUGUCACAACUCCGAAGAGAAGGUGGCUGAAAAGGAAGUCCGAGGACCCCGAUGACACGGCCCUGAUACCAACUCAACCGAGCUCAAGCAUGCCUACUGACGAGUCUACGAGUGAGAUUGAUUCUACACAGCUCCCUGCCAACGAAGCAGCCGCUGAAGAACGGAAGACCCAGGAAGUACGAAUUAUCCUCACUGGUAUUGAGCCUACUGCUGCAAUCCGAAAGAAGAUCGAUUCGAUUGCAGGUGCAGCAUACGAAGAAGAUAUUGAGAAGGCAACGCAUAUUCUAGCCCCUAGGAACCAGCUGAAACGAACUGUAAAGCUGCUUUGCGGGAUAUCGCGCAGCUCCCACGUCCUGGACGAGCGGUGGCUGGACGAGUCGGCUCGUGUGGGCGCUCCUGUUUACGAACGCGCUCAUUGCCUGAAAGAUUCUAAAGCCGAAGCGAAGUGGAAGUUUGAUUUGAGAAAAACCAUGUACGACUUUAAUCCCGAGCAGCGGCAACAGCUCUUCGCCGGGCAUCGGGUGUUCAUCACCAACCACAAGUCGGUAUUGCCUCCGGUGAAGGACCUCGUGAAGAUCGUUGAGUGCGCUGGUGGCGUUGCUGUGACCACAGGAAGCGCUGACCCGAACGACGUGGUGAUCACGAGUGAAGCAGCACUGGGCUCGGCCUCAGUUCGCAAGGCCCUGACGCAGGCGAACCCGCAACGGAUCUACUCGGCUGAGCUGAUUUUGAGUAGUAUCCUUCAGCAGCACAUUGAUUUUGACAAAAACCGCCUUGAGCAAUCGGGUGGUAGCAGUAGUCGCCGACGCAGGUAGAUGUUUGGACUAGCAAUUUACAUGUCGGAUGGCUAAGAUGAAUAUUCGGCGACGGAAUAAUGGUAAAUUGUGCCAACUUUGGAUCAAAUUCAAAUUAGGCAUUCAAGUUCCUUAAAAUUAUCAAGUCAGAUUUAUAAAUUUAU
This is a messenger RNA of Phytophthora nicotianae INRA-310, 2983 nucleotides long. RefSeq lists its product as hypothetical. The coding region runs from base 72 to 2840 and encodes 922 amino acids. The transcript has a single exon. The record is from RefSeq and is a predicted model, not a curated record. Lineage: Eukaryota; Oomycota; Peronosporomycetes; Peronosporales; Peronosporaceae.